Messenger RNA from Brassica napus (rape), 9628 nucleotides. Its product is annotated as postreplication repair E3 ubiquitin-protein ligase RAD18-like. The record is from RefSeq and is a predicted model, not a curated record. Gene Ontology annotation, cellular component: U2-type spliceosomal complex. Gene Ontology annotation, biological process: snoRNA splicing. Bases 294 to 728 code for a protein of 144 amino acids. NCBI's taxonomy places the organism in Eukaryota, Viridiplantae, Streptophyta, Magnoliopsida, Brassicales, Brassicaceae. The transcript has 3 exons.
GUGGUCGAAACUCGAAACCGUUUUCUCGGAUUUCAAAUCAAUUUGGGGCUUUCGAGUUUGUGAUGUAAAUCGAUAUCUGGGUUUCGAAUAAUUGCUGUAAAUCGUCAUGGUCGUUUCAUUUAGGGUUCGUUUCUCUGAGAUUUCAAAUCGAUAGAGGGAUUUCGAGUAGGGUUAUAAAUUGAUUCAGGGGUUUCGUUUAAUAAUUGUAAAUCCUCAAGAGGGUUUGAUAUAGGGGUCGUUUAUUAUAUUGUUUGGAUUUUAAUGUUCUAAAAUAGAUUCGAUUUGUUUUACAGAUGGAUCUCUCAGAAGAGAGAAAGCAUUCAAAGAGGCGAAAGGACUACAUCAACAUGCUUUCAUACACUUGCGAUUCAGAAUACGGGAUUCCGAGAAGGUGUUCCUGUGGUGGGAGAAUCAUCGACGAGGUUCGAGUGAAGCAGGAGUACGACACUCUUCCUGGGAAGCGUUUCUUCACCUGCGCCAACUACGAGGCUGAUGGGUUUCACUAUCGUCAGCCUUGGGUGAUUGGUGUCCAGGAGCAGAUCGAAAGCUUGACUAAGCGUCUGGAGGAGGCUGAGGAGGUGAUGAAGUUCGUACCGAGUCUGAAAAACCAGAUUAAGACACUAGAGGCACAGGCUAAAGGGCUCACUCGGCAGGUUGAUCGCCUCACUGCGGAGGUUUAUAACCUCACGGUGCAAGUAGCUGACCUGGAGAAGCUUUGCUUCGAAUAACCACCAGAGGUUAGAGUCCAUCUUAACUGAACUAGAACUACGCGUUUUGGUUGCUUCGUAGCUAGACGUUAACUAGAACUGAAGUAGGUUGAGUAGAGCUUUAAAUGAUCUGAACUAGCUAGAGUAUAACUCGUACUUGAAUUUGCUUUAUCAUUCAUUGUUGUGUUUGUUGGUUAAAGUUUAAAAAUUGUUCUAGUUAAAUAAAAAUGAUUUGAUGUGUAAUGAAUGCUAACUGUGAAUAAGUUGUUGUGUAUUAAAAUUUAGUUGUUGUGUAAUUAACUAUGGUUGUUGUUGUGUAAUUAACCUAAGCGAAACUAGUUUAAAACAUAGGGAAUCCACUUAUAAAAACACAAACAAUCCACCCUUAAAAAUGACUAAAACCUCUAAACAUCAAAGAAAACCAAAACAGAAAAUGGACCCUUUUUCCCUACACUCUCCCGGGUUUGUUAACCUGUUAGCCUCACAGAGCAGUCCACCACUAGACGUAGACUCUGCUGAGGCACCUGUUACCUCUCCCGGGUUAGUUAAACCAGUGGAAAAGAGAAAGUGGUCAAUCAAAGAAGACAUUGUGUUGAUCAGUGCUUGGUUGAACACCAGCAAGGAUCCCAUUGUCAGUAAUAAACAGAAGUUAGGAUCCUUUUGGAAGAGGAGAUGGGAGUAUUUCAAUUCGAGUCAUCACCUCGUUGGCUCCCUUCCAAGACACUGGAGUCAAUGUAAGCAGAGGUGGGGAAGGGUGAAUGCGGAGGUCUGCAGGUUUGCGGGAUGCCGUGAAAGUGCGUUGAAGGAGCAAUCGAGUGGCCAAACAGAGAAUGAUGUCAUGAAGGCUGCGCAUGACAUCUACUUCAAUGACUAUAAUGUCAAGUUCACUCUUGAACAUUGCUGGAGGGAACUUCGGUUCGAUCAGAAAUGGAGAUCACACUCUCAGCCGAAGGAGAAAAGUAAGGAAGGUGGUCCGCAAGUGGUGGCUGACGAGGAAGAGGUUAGGCCUCCGGGUGUUAAAGCUAGGAAAGCUGCCAAACGCAAGAAGCCAAACGAAGCAGCUUUUGAUCGGAUACAAACCAUCCUAGCUCAAAAAAACACCCUAUCCAAACAAAAGAUCCUAGAUCGCCUCUUAGCCAAAAACAUAGACACACUUUCUGAUCAUGAAGUGGCUCUUAAGAAUAAGCUAAUCUCUGAAAUGCUUUGAUUUGGUUAGUGUAUUAGCUUGUUUUUGUUUAUUCAAUCUGUUUUCCUUUCUUUGAGUAGUAGCAGUGUAUUUGGUUAGUGUAUUAGCUUGUUUAUUGAUUAUGUUCUCUUCUGUGUUGCAGGUCACGGGUUGGAAGGUUGCGGGGUGUUGCAGGUCACGGGUUGGAAGGUUGCGGGGUGUUGCAGGUGAAGGAUUUUGUUUGUUUCUAUAUGUUUAUUGCGGAUGUACUAUGUGUAGGACUUGAUGUCUUUUGGCUGUUGAUUCACGGAUGUAGCUAUGUCUUUAUAUAAACUAUGUCUUUCACUUUGUCUUUCACUUUGUAAAACAAUCUCACGGAUGUAAAACAAUGUCACCUCUCUUCUCUUGUCUCUUCUCUUCUCUUGUGUCUGUCCUCUCUUCUCUUGUCAACAAUCACAUAUCCAAAACCUAAUCUCUCCCUUCAAGCAAGCUGAUCGUGGUGCUCAAACAUCAAACUUGAAGCUUCAAACUUCUCUCUUGUAGUAGUGAAUUUAACAACAAACUUCAAGCUCCAAAUCAAGGUAAGUGAUAAUGAAAAAAGAUGAUAGAAUAAAGGAAAAAAAUAUAGAUUUUGAUACAAAAUAAUACACUAAUGAGAAAAAAAAUAUAGCUUAUGAACAAAAUAUGAAAGAAUAAUGCAAAAAAAGUUAGAUUAUGAUAAAAGAUGAUAUAAUGUGAAAAAAUAUAGAUUAUGAAAAAGAUGAUAUAAUGUGAAAAAAAAAUUAAGAUUAUGAUAAAAGAUGAUAUAAUGUGAAAAACAAAUUAAGAUUAUGAAAAAAGAGGAUAGAAUAAUGAAAAAAAAUAUAGCUUAUGAAAAAAUAUGAUAGAAGAAUGAAAAAAAAAUAUAGCUUAUGAAAAAAUAUGAUAGAAGAAUGAAAAAAAAAAUUACAAUUUGAUAAAAGAUGAUAUAAUGUGAAAAAAUAUAGAUUAUGAAAAAGAUGAUAGAAUAAUGGAAAAAAAAUAUAGAUUUUGAUAAAAAAUGAUACACUAAUGAAAAAAAAAUUAUAGAAAUAUGUACAAUUAAUUAAAUUUUAGUUACAAAUCUCCUUUUGUCAUUUUAGGAAAAAAAAAAACCACCCAAUGUCUUCCUCAUCAAGUGAUGAAGUUGAUGAAGCUUUAGAAGAAAUGGUCGACCAAGUAGUUGAUAAUUUCAUCGACUCAGUGAUUCAUCCUCACCCCAACAAGCCGAGGAGACGAGCUUAUAUCGAAAGAGAUCGGGAACAAGGACACAAUCAACUAUGGAACGAUUAUUUCAAGGAAAAUCCUACAUACCCACCGGAAAUGUUUAGGAGGCGUUUUCGAAUGAACAAGCCAUUGUUCCUUCGCAUUGUCGAACAUAUAAGUAAUGAAGUUCCAUACUUUCAGCAAAUACGAAAUGCUUGCGGAAGGAACGGGCUAUCUGCACUUCAAAAAUGUACGGCAGCUAUACGUAUGCUCGCAUAUGGUCAAUCGAGAGAUACAUAUGACGAAUAUCUCUGACUUGGUGACAGUACAGCACGUUUAUGUUUGCAAAAUUUCACUAAUGCAAUAAUACAAUUGUUUGGAGAUGAGUAUCUACGAAGACCUACACCUGAGGAUCUUCAACGAUUACUCGAUAUUGGAGAGGUACGCGGGUUUCCAGGGAUGAUAGGCAGCAUCGAUUGUAUGCAUUAGGAGUGGAAAAACUGCCCAACGGCUUGGAAAGGUCAGUACACACGUGGUUCAGGAAAGCCGACAAUUGUCUUAGAAGCCGUGGCAUCACAGGAUCUUUGGAUAUGGCACGCAUUUUUCGGAUUACCAGGUACCCUCAACGAUAUCAAUGUUCUUGAUCGGUCACCAGUUUUUGAUGACAUCUUACAAGGUCGAGCACCUAAAGUUAAGUUCAAGGUCAACAACCACACUUAUCGUAUGGCCUACUACCUUACGGACGAAAUUUAUCCGAAUUGGGCAACAUUUAUCCAAUUCAUCCUACUUCCUCAAGGUCCUAAAGCAAAGCUAUUUGCUGAACGUCAAGAAUCCACCAGAAAAGAUGUCGAACGGGCUUUUGGAGUAUUGCAAUCGAGGUUUGCAAUUGUUAAAAACCCAGCUCUACUAUGGGACAAGGAAAAGAUAGGAAAGAUAAUGAGAACUUGUGUCAUAUUGCACAAUAUGAUAGUAGAGAACGAACGACACGGAUACGCUCAAAUUGAUACAUCUGAGUUCGAGUCAGGAGAGUCAAGCAGAAGUUCGAAGGUGAAAAGGAGAGAAAGUAUCCAUGUCAGUGAUAUGUUAGGCAUUCGCAGAGAAGUUCGAGAUACAAAGAAGCAUGAUCGUUUGAAAGCUGAUUUAAUGGAAAAUAUAUGGAAAAAGUUUGGUAAUGAAGAUGAAUAAUGUUUGUAUGUUUGUAUGUUCUCGAUUUAUGUAAUCUACUCUUAAUGUAUUGAAUAAAAAGUUUUAAAAUAUUUAUAAUAUUUUUUAAUAUUUUAUUCCUGUAUUCUCAAUAAUUUGAUUUUUUUUUUUGAAAAUAUAAAUAUUAUUAUUUUAUUCCUAUGAACUCCUUCUUCAGGUUCACUAAUGCAGAAAACAAUAGAUACAGGUUCAUAACUAUUCAUGGACCCACCAAAAAAUAUUAAAAAACUCUUAUGAACCCCAAGGGGGGUUCACUAAUGCUCUUGCUCUAAGCAUCUUCGUAUAUCUAGUCCACACACGUUUGAUUUGACUAUGCGCUUACUCUUACACCAAAGACAUUCAAGAGACAUCUCAUCCGAAAAUGCCACGCGUCAAUGAAGCUGUGGCUGAGAUUGACUACACAGUUCACGUCAGCUUACUAGAAACCGCUUCAUGCUUGUCUUCACACUUUUGCCACUUCUUCUUUAAUCUUUCCUGAACGUUUGAUGAUACGGAGAAGACACUGCUUGGUGUAGUGUAGAGAGAAAGAGAGAGCUAUGGAAGCUUUGAAAGUCGCUAGCUUUUCUCCUAUGUCAGUUUUAUCCGAAAAGAGAUCAGAACCACGGAGACCCUUCUCACUCCCUAGCAUCUUUCCACCAAAGAAGACCCCAACCCAAUCUCCAUGGAAAGCUUCUUCAAGAGCUUCAAUGGCGGGUUGGCUCUACUAACUUCUGUUCUAAGCAAUGCAAUAGCUCCUGCAAAUUCUCUGACGUACGAGGAAGACUUGCAACGAUGGAAGCCUUGCAACGAUCUAUUGACCACUUCUUCAUCUUUUGACUUAGACGGUUUGAUCUAUAGGUUGAGGAUCGAUGAUAAUGAUACGGUCGAUGACUUUGCGGUAAAUAUAUCGGGCCUACCCUCCAAAGCAGCCUCGUUAGGAGAUAACAUAGAAGAGUCCAAGAUGGUGAAGAAAUUCUUGAAGGGACUUCCGAGACAAAAUUACAUCAAGAUCAUAGUCCCUUUAGCAAGUCCUAGACCUAAAUUCUACGGUUUUUAAGGAUAUAGUUGGAAGGCUAAAGGCCUGUGAGAAGCGUGUAGGGGAAGAAACUCAGAAAGAAUACCAAGGGAAACAUAUGUUUCCAAAUAACGGCUAGCAUAGUCAGAGGAACUACGAGAGUUUCCGUGGUAGAUGUAGAGGACGGAAUGAAAUAGGCAGAGGACGAGGUUGGUUAAACAACCAAAACCAUGUCACACACCAUAGAUAAAAACUCUAAGAAGGAUCGUCCGAAGGUGAUAUGUUGGAGAUGUGAAAAUCCAUGUCACUAUCAACUGUCUGUUCCGGGAAACCAAUAAAGAAUCAAGAAACCAACAUAAACGAGACACUAGAGACCGGCACCCUUUACGUACACGAGGUUGUGUUCUUGAAUAAAGACAAACUGAUUCCGAAGAAUCUUGAUAUCGACAAAGGCAAUGCAAGUGUUUGGUAUUUGGAUAAUGGAGCGAGUAAUCACAUGACAGGAAACAAGAAGUUCUUUUCGAGUUUCGAUCAAAACAUCAAAGGUAAGGUGAAGUUUGGUGAUGGAUCGUGUGUUGACAUUUUAGGAAAAUUUGUGGUUACCUUUGUGUGCAAGGCUGGUGCAAAGAAGGCACUCAAAGACAUAUAUUAUAUAUCUGAUGUGAACCAUAACAUAUUGAGUCUUGGAUAAGCAACAGAAAACAGAUGUGAGGCUAAAAUGAAAGCCGUCUAUUUAACACUCACAAAUUCAUGUGGAAGAUUGCUUGUAUGUGUUACAAGAUCCCCAAACCGUCUCUACAAAACUCCGAUGGAGAUUAGCUAUCCGGAGUGUUUACAUGUCAGAGAUGAAGAUGCUACAUGGAGGAGACAUGCUUAACUAGGACAUGUAAGCUAUAGAGUGAUGAAAACAUGGUAAAGAAUGAGAUGGUCGUAGGAAUGCUGAGUGUAACACACGAAGAAAGCGUGUGUGACGUGUUAGGGUAUUUUUGUGUAGGAUCUUUGUGAGUACUACAGAACAAUAGAAGAGCUGGAAAACGAGCAAGAAUAGAGAGCAAAGAGAUGUUUUAUUGAUUGAAUGAGCAGGAAACUACAACGUUUGGUGUAUAAACCCUAGUUCUAGCCGUCUAUCUCUAAUCUCUUAGUCUAUGAAUGUCGAUCCUUUUGCUCUUGGGUAUGGGCUCCCCUUAUAUAGUUGUGGAGAUGUCGGUUAGGUAGGUUAAACUCUUCCAUAUUUGGAAAUAUGGAAGGAUCCCUUAAGUAGAAAAUUUCAAUUUUACCCGGAGAUGGAAGCAACGGUAGGAACCAGGUCUUUCUCUUAGUAGGAACCUGGAGGCCAGUAUCCUGCCCGAGGCCUGGGGGAUUCUUAUACCGGAUUAUUUUUUCCCAACAGCAUGCCCCUCAUUUCUUGAUUUCGUCAUCGAAUUCGGGAGAUAACCUAUGCACUUGAGUCAAUCGGAGCUGCUCUCUCUCGGCAGGCCUCCCUUAGGCGUGAUAUUGAUUCAGUUAUUCCGUUUCACAGGUUCUUCUUAGGCCUGAAUCGUGUUUGAACCUGGAGGAAAGCCGGCAUUCCCAUGAAUAAAUCGGAGUCCAUAGUUGAUAUCCGUAGGUGCUAGACCUGUUUGGAGAUGAUCUUGCAGGGCUCGAAGCCCUGGCUCCUCAUUUUUGUUGAUGAUAGGACUAGUAUGCAGGGUUCAUGACCUGGAAUGGCCCUCGUAGGUUGACGCAGGACUAGUCGAAGGGAUGUUCUUCGCUUCAGUGAGCAUAAGAUAGUCGCUAUGUUCAGCGGCCAGGCCCUUGGUCUUGAUGCUGGAGGGAUGUGCUCCAUCGGAGCUUUACCUCUAUGGAUUCGGGGGUUUGGUCGAUCAACUCAGCUUUAAUGUCUCUGAUUUUCCUUCCAUAUUUUCGAACUGGCUAAAUCUAUUUCCUCGUUCGAUUUUCGUAAAAAAAGGGGGUUUUGAUUUGAAUUUUGAAAUCUCCCCUUUCUUCUUUUAUUUUUUUAAGGGGAUCGAGGUUAGCAGCUUUCUCGAGAAUAUCAACGACUCUUAAUUUAAAUGCCACCCUUUCUUUUUUCACUCCAUAAUCGCACAGCUCGGUCUUGGCUUCUUCACCUUUAGGUACCAUUUCUCACUCUUUCUCUCUAGGAUUAGGUAGAUCGUGAUUUUCCAGUCGUUUAGGUGCGUAGGUCAAUUCUAUCCUCUCUCAUCCUCUAGUUUAUUGGUCAGGAGACGAUUCACAUAUGUCAAAGCGCACUGGUUCUUCCAUUCCUCUAACAGUCGAGAAGGUCAAAUCGAAGAGGAGAAUGGAUUCUCCCAUCUCCAAAUCCGAUAGUUCAUCAGAUCCGCACGACGAAACUGAGCAUAACCUCUUGGCUCCAGCUACAUUGUCUUACGCCCCUCUGAUUCCACCUCUGGUGGGUCCCGCGUCGUUGGUGGGGGAUGACGAUUUUGCAGAAUGGCGGAAGAAAUAUCUACUCCCUCCUUCUGCUGUUCUCCGUGCAUCUAGCUCGUCUGAGCGGGCUUAUAACUGCAUGCCGUAAGAGAUCACCGUUUACGAAGCCUUCUUUGAUUCGGGAUUCAGAGAAGAAGUGCCAUCGAUUAUCGCAGAGUUAUGUGAUUACUUCCGGAUCUCACCUUCUCAACUCAACCCUCUCGCUUGGAGGAUUCUCAUUGCUAUUCAGAACUUGGAGGACGUAAAGUGCCUCCCCUUGGGUGUUAACAAGGUGCUCUACGCUUAUCAUUUAGCCCCCAUCAGCGGUGGCGAGGUUCAUUUUCAUCUCCGCCCUUGCAGCGGUUUGCCGAUCGUAGAGGAACUUUCGAAGAAUGACCGUAAAGCUAAUGUCUUCAGGAAGAAAUGGCAGGAGAGAUAUGCUUUUAUGAUCCUUCCAGGAUCCUUUGAUCGAUGGAAUUUCGUAGAUAGGUAUAUGAUACGAUAGGUGGCUUAUCUCGACCUGCUGAUUGACAUAUCUGAACUUUUGUGUGCAGCUGGAACUCAUCAUGCUCUUUCGGAGGGAGAAAGUAACGUUCUUCGCACGUGAACGCUUCCCCUCGAACGCCGUCAGGUGGUGUACUUUCUAACCUCAAAGGUGUUGCAACGCACUAGGCUGUGGGGUAAGUUUCCUUCUUUCUUUUUCAAUAUGCAAAUCUCGAAUCGAAUAUUUAACGACUCCCGCCUUGAUGUUAAUUUUCAGAUAACAUGUCAGGAGACGCUGCGCAAUAUCUGAUGGUCGCUUUCCAGGAGGCGACAAAGGCGGUGUCGGUGAAAAAGGAUCCGUCAGCAAGGAUACCUCGGAUGAUGAUAUGACGAUCACCGAGAGCAGGCGCAAGACAGUGGUGAAAGUAGAACCAACUUCUUCGUCUCAGGGGAAGAAUUCAAAGGAUGGUGUACUUACGAGGUCAGCUCGUCAAUCAAGCCGAUAUUGGGCACUCUUCUGGUGGGCUAUCCACUGUUCUCUCCAACUUGAACUCCAAAGUAUUUCUUCAGGAUCAGACUCAUCUUUCGGAGGGAGAACCUUCGGAGGUGAUUCAAGUUUUCCAUGGCGGACUCCUUCGGGUAAGCAGGAUGUUUAAUUGGUCUUUAUUUUUAGUCUUUUGAUAUACUCUCGUCUGAUGAUAAUUUUGCAUUGCAAUAGAAUUUUUCUCAACUUCACCAUUUAGGAGAGGGAUUGUUGGAAGAGGGCUUGUCCUCUAAUCGGGAAGAACUGGAAAAGCUAAUUUGCCAGCUGUCUAAAGAGAAAGGCAAAUGCGCGGCCAGGGAAAUGGAGAUUUGCGAUCUUCAGGCGAAGGUCAAGGCCCAAGAGUCCAUGGUGGAGGCGUCCUCGGCUGAGGCGCUUACCCUAGGCAAGGAAAAACAGGAACUAGAGAAAAUCAUGAGCGACCUUAGAAAGUCAGCGGAGACUUUUAUGUACGAGAUGGUGAUGGCCGUGAAUGGGGCGAGGAUUACCGCUCGCUGGGAGCUAAUGAGAGAGUGGCUCAGGCGUUAAACCGGCAAGUGGAAUUUGGCCAAGGAGAUGGAUCAGUACAAGACCGUAGUUUUGGCAGAGGCUAACAUCAAGGGCGUCGUUCCUCCUACAUUUGAGGAUGAGCCGGCUAUCCCUUCUGCUUCGGAUAUGGAGGUGGAUUUUUCUGUUAAGCCGGACAGAUUCUCUACAUGAAGGCUUAGACCAUUUCCAAUAUAUUCCCCUAUUUUUACCUCUAAAAUAAAGAAAUUCUAUAAUAGAGAUGAGUUUUGCUCCAAUGUAUUUUUCUAAAAUAGAGACCUCCAAAUACAGAAGAAUGCUAUUUAUUCCUCUAUAAAAAAAGAGAAAAAAAUAGCAAUCUCUAUUUUAGAGGCAAAAAA